AUGAGCCAACAACAUCCAAACGAGAUGUACAUGGACUUCCCUCACCCUACGAGCCGGUCUCCGAGCUCGUCAAGGGCGCCUUACACCCAUCAAGCAUUUCCCACUGGCUUCUCCCUCCCCCGUCACUCGCAGCGGCCCUUCGACUCGCCCCUCGGGUCUUCUGCCCUAUACUCUACCGACCGCAUAGCUCCUGGCGGCUAUACUCUGAGGGCCGGUAUGGAUCAAAUGUCCUCGGUUCCCGGCCUCGCUGGCGGCUACAUGCUGGAUAACAACCAGUCGUGGGCCUACAACGCCGGCAACGUUGCCACUAUCAACGGACCGUUGAAUGGCGGCGGCGCGCGUCAACGAGCUAGCAACCGAAGGACUGCGCUUCCCUCUACGUGGACCGACGCCAAUUCCAUGGGCAUGCACCCACCCAUGCCCACCUUCCAGCCCCCUGGCUUGUCAUCGAACCCCUUAUCGUCUGGCCUUCGCAUGGAUCAGGUUUCCCCCGAUGCUCGCAGCCCGAAUCCCCAACCCGGCGAAUCCGACCAGUUGAUCCCCACGGCAAUCGUGAUAAAGAAUAUCCCAUUCGCCAUCAGGAAGGAGACUCUGGCCCAGCUGAUGACCGACCUUCAUUUGCCUCAGCCCUAUGCGUUUAACUACCAUUUUGACGGUGGCAUUUUCCGCGGUCUCGCUUUCGCCAACUUCCAGUCCCCUGAGGAUACUCGGCUCGUGAUAGAGACGAUGAAUGGUCUGGAGGUUCAUGGUCGGAAACUGCGAGUUGAGUACAAAAAGAUGCUCCCUGAGGCCGAGCGGGAACGGAUCGAGCGGGAGAAGCGGGAGCGCCGUGGCCAGUUGGAAGAACAGCAUCGUGGUCCCGUUCUCCACCAGCAGCCUUCGCUCCAGACUCUCACCAGCAUGGCGAACAGCCAGCAGCAGCCCAGGCAUGCUCAUUUGAGGGACCUCGACUUGAACGAUCCGAUCACGCUACAGUAUUACACAGAGUUGACUCUGUUCCGACGCGAUGAGAGCCGAGAGAUUCUCAUCUUCCCCUCGAGCGUUAGCCCCGAAGAACGCCGCCAAAUCCACAUCCUCGCACAUUACAUGGGAUUGGAGCACCGCUCCGUUGGUGAUGCGGACUCCAGGCAGAUCCAGGUCAUCAAGCCGCACGUCCCAUCUCCCACCGGCCAGGCACACACGAGCACCGCCGUUAGUCUUGACUUGCACCGCCGGGGACUAAGCCGUGCUGCCACUUUUGACUUUGCAGCGGACCGGGAAUCGCGCGGCAUUACCGGCGGCUAUCCCCAUGCCAUCGGCCGUCAAGGUCCCACGCUGGAGCUUCCGGGCAGCCCCGACGGGGUCGCCAUUCCCAACAAUCUCAGGACGGCUAAGAGUUUUGCGGAUCUGAGGUCUUUUAGUCCUAGCCCGUCGCACUCCUCUUCGAGCUAUCUAAACCCGGCUACAGGAAUUGGUGGUUUACCGGCCUCCUCAUUGGCGCGUCUCGGUGACUACACAGGUAGCCUCAGCCAAGCUGGUUCCCUCGCGACUCCCACUCUAACCUCAAGUGCUCCAGGUACCGCUGUAAGCCAGGGCUCCUCAAACGAGGCGACAGUGCUUGCUAGUACUCUCAGCAGCCUGAACCUCGGUUCGUUCGAGUCUAGCUCCGUGUCUUCCCAGAACCGAAGCACGCCAGGCGCUAUUGGCAGCCACCGACCGAGCGCGAACGGAUCGUCGUCGAACCGCGCCGCCCCAGAUAGGCAGCCUCGAGGGCCAGAGUGGGAGGCCGCCUCGGGAUUCUCUGGCCGCAACCGUGUCAAUGGGCAUAUGCAGAGGGGAAGUGGUGAGUUGGUCCCGAGUGACCUGAUCGAUGAGUAG
Molecule: messenger RNA, 1857 nt
Organism: Scedosporium apiospermum
Lineage: Eukaryota; Fungi; Ascomycota; Sordariomycetes; Microascales; Microascaceae
Product: putative R3H domain protein
Exons: 3
Coding region: 1-1857 (618 amino acids)
Cellular component (GO): nucleus; cytoplasm
Molecular function (GO): mRNA binding
Source: RefSeq, a predicted model, not a curated record